AUGGACACUACGUCGAGGGAGGACAGGCGAAGCGACUCGGAAAACGCAGAUAGUAAUAGGUCGUCGGGGGAGUCGAGAGAUUACCUAAUUUCGGGGGAUGAAAAAAACAUCAACGAUGAUGGAAACAACAGCGGUGAUGGUGGGAACGAAGUCGGUGGAGAAGAUCCAACGCAUAAGAGCAGUGACAGUCAGAAGGAGAAGGACAGCUCGGACGACCCUUCGCGCAAAAGCGAAAAGAGAGAGGAAGAAAAAGAAGAACCCCAAAUUGUGAGCGAAACGGAGGAAGAAAGUCGGAAGAGAAAAUCCUCCAGAAGAGAGAAAAAAAAGGCAUAUAAAAAGAGUGAACAUUAUAAAAAGUAUUUCACCAAGAAGGAUGACCAGGGAGAUGCAUCCGAAAGGAAGAAAGACACUGGAGAUGAUUCCGAUGAAAAUUUUUUUUCUGCAGAAAAAAAAAUAGGGAAAAAAAAUAACGAGCAUAUUGCAAACAGAGGGGACCAAGUGGACGAGGAAAAUGUGGACAUGUCCAUUUUUAACGAUGAGAAUGGAGCCUUCUCCAUUUUUUCCAGAUCUCCGGAUGGGCGGGGCGAGGGGGGGAAACGCAGUCGAAGGGAUGGUGCGUCGUCGUCGCCGCGGUCAUCAUCCAGGUCGUCCUCGCGCAGGUCUUCCCCUCGAUCUGCUUCUUCCGUGUCUGCAUCGCGCUCGAGAGGAGCCCGGGGAAAUUCAAGUGAGAGGAGCUCGUCGAACCCGGAGAGCAGAGGGCGCUACCGCGACGGGGAAAGCGAAAGUGAAAGCGAAAGCGAACAUAGUGGAAGAAGUCGAAAACGUGGAAGACGUGGAAGAAGUAGAAGAAGCGAACGAAGUAGAAGAAGCGGACGAAGUGAAAGAAGCGAACGAAGUAGGAGAAGCCGAACCUCCGAAGAAGCGCCACCCCUAAUUAACAACAUUAAAAAGUUCUGUAGCAACAUCAUCACGAGGAGAAGGAACGAACCUGAGGAUGCCUUGGCGUCCAGUAGUCUCAACAAAAAGAAGGAGUUCCUACUGAAUAUUCUGUCAAAUUCAAACGAAAUUAACAUAAGGUUAAAUGAGAGCCAAGAGAAGGUACGAGACGCCAAGAAGGACAAGGAAGACAUGAAUAAAAGCGGGAAAAUCAUGAGAAAUAUAUUGAAUAUCGGGCAAAGCAAUCACGAGGAUGAUACAUAUUAUAGUAAGGAUAACAUUAUCAGUUCGAAGAAUGUCCAGGGCGAUAGUCAAACUGUGAGGACAACCGGGAUAGUGAAUGACAUUGGAAGGUUGCAUCCUCCAGAGGCAAAUCACACAAUUCGAGCGGGCACCGCUCCAACUACCACGUACAUACAAUCAGCAAAAGAGGAAGAACUGAGGAGAAGGAUAAUGAUGACUGGAAAAUACAAAGGUGAACUGUACGAAAAGGAAAAGUGGGAAAGCAACAAAGUUAGAAAUAUAAGUUCUGUUUACGACAAGUACAAAAUAUUGUUGACAGAUAUAAAGUCAGGAGAAUAUUUGAAUACGAUAGAAUCGAAGUUAAAUGUAAUAGAGAAUUCUCUUCUCUGCAUGCCCGAUUUUCAGGAAGGUGGAACAGAUGAUAGGCUGGACGUAAAGAAGAAAUUAACUGAAUUGUUUGACACAGCUGUCGAUCACCUGAUGGAGAAUUAUGAAGAAGUGAAAAAGAAAAACGAUACACAGAAGCUACACAAGGAGCAGCUGAACUUAACGUGUGACUUUAACCUUUUCCUUCGUCUGUGUAAAACGAUGUUAAACGACCAACAGAUGGUAUAUAAUAGUAGCAAGAAAAAUAUUAUUUUCUAUAAUAAUAUCUGUAAGGUGAAUUAUGUAUUGGGGGUGAAUAGGAACAGAGACAUUCUCUUCAAUUUGCACUGCAGGAAGGGGUACCUGGUCCUUUCAGAUCGUAUCUCCCAAGAGGAGAACAACACGGAGGAGAUUCAUCAACAUCGGAGGUAUGAGCGAUCCUAUGAAGGGGGAGCUACUUUUCCCCGACCGACGACUCAUAUGUGUUACGAUAAAAAGGGAAUUAUUGAAAAGUUAAACAUUUUGUGGUUUUAUGAGAAGAAGGAGGAAGCACAUUAUUUACACCUGUACAAUUUAAAUAAUUUAAAUAGCAAAGUAAUGUCUGUACCUAUUGACUCCGCCUUGGAGUGUAUAGAUGUGGUUUUUUUAAAUUCCUUUGUACCCCUUGAUUCAUUCUACAAUUCAAUGAAGAACUACUAUCUAAUGGCAGUAACUGAGUUAUCUUUCUACAUUUUCAACGUUCACUUAUAUUUCAAUUGUGAGGAGGAUUAUAAUAUAUCCAUUAGUGAGCAACUGAUCUAUCAGAACAUUUACCCCUUUUAUUUUAACAUUUACCUUUUCCUCCUCUUUAAAUUGGCAAAGGAAGACAAGAAGAAGAAGUUUCUUUUUGUCAAAUCUUUCGAGAAAACAGAGAGGAUCUUCCUCGGUGCUGAUGAUGGGGAUGUGUAUGAAUUCAUCUAUGAGAGGGAUAAUUUUUUCAAGCCUUUGGGCAUUUUAAAAAAAAUUAUUUUCACAACACUGAGUGCACUAGUCAGUGGAGUCAAUGAUGCAUUGUUUUCUCGCAAUAGAUUGAAUGACUAUGCAUCGCGUGGAGAUGAAUCCUAUUCGGAUGAUCAGAAUCGAAGCUUGCGUAGUAGGAGUUACACUCGUAGCUAUAGCGGAAGCGGGUCUGUGACGAGCAACUAUAGUGGGAGCAGUCGGCGAAGCCAAAGCCAACGAACGGGUAGGAGUACUUCACAGAGCCAUAUAUCGCAAAGCCGCACUUCGCAUAGCCGCACUUCGCAAAGUCGCACCUCACGCAGCCGAAAAUCGCGAAGCCACACUUCGCGUAGCCGAAGUAGGACAACCCGAAGGACACUUGGAAGUAGUCUUCACAAAAGCAGUCCCGACAGGAGUAGCCCCGACAGAAGCAAUCCAUCAAUGAAGAACCCGCGGAGGAGCCACAGUCCCCAUGUGGCAGAUCAAUCCCCCGCAACGCACCACCGAGACGAUGAACAAGACGCACUCAACGACUACAACAAGAAUAUCUACUGCGAUGACAUUCAACAAGUUCCAGUCAAGUAUCAUUUGAAGAAAAUAAUAAGUACGUAUUUCAUAAAGUAUUUUUCCUUCUUUAAAAAUAAAGUGAAGAAGAUGUUGGUGGACAAUGAGAGGUCCAUUUUGUAUGUGCUUUAUGACAAUAGCGACCUGUAUGUUAAGCUCCUGCACAAUAAUGUGGGUGAGGGGGGGAGAUCUAGGAAUUACUUGUCAGAGACAAUUAUCUUCACUAAGAGUGACCUCGUGUCCGAGAUGAGUAACAUAUACUUCGUGGAUGACAACUCCUUCGGGUAUCCGGAGGGAUUCAUGGGGGUUCCUCCCGGUGACGCGUUUUACGGCGGGAUGGCCGGGCGAAGUGUAGGCGGGCAUAACGUAGGAAUAGGAGGGGUUAACUUACCAGGUGGUAACCUGCCAGGAACUAACGUGGGAGGUGGUAACUUCGGGGUUGUUAACUUUGGAAGUGCCAACUUUGGAGGCGGUCCCAUGCAAGGACAGUCUUCCGAAUCGAAUCGCUUUUUCUAUCCAACGAACCUAGAGCACAGCGUUCUGAACAAGCUGAGCAUCAUUGACAUGCACAUAAAUCACUUACACGAAAGAAGUAACGUAUGUCUAAAACUUGUAGACAACAACUGUAACAUCUACUACCUCUCUUUGGUGAGAUCUCCCGAAACAAACUUAUACAAAAUGGUUCUGAAGGAUUUUCAGAAUUUCCCCCACAACAAAGGCUUACAGAUUAAUGACAAGGAGAACCAUAUCUUGUUCACUCAUCAUUUGAAGAACUUGUUUGUCGUUCUUAAGAAGAGGAAGGCUAAGGUUCGUGAUGGGCGAGGAGCAUCAGGGGGGAUCUCCGACAUGCCUACUACCGGCCUGGAGAAGAACAACAGGAACGACUCAACAACGGAUAGACACCAAGUAGAAGGGAGAAAAGGUGAAAAUCACUUUUCUCAGAGGCGUGAUAUGGGAACACUCGCGGGGAUGGGUGGUAAGUCUAUCAACGGAGUUGGUUGUGCACCCAAUUUACACCAAUUUUCUGAAGGGGAGAAGCGAAGGAGAGAGGAUCCUUGGGGGAGAAAGCAUCGAGGAGGAGCGGGACAAGAAGAAUACAGCGAUGUGGAAAGCAUUCACGAGGGGGCAAACGGGUGCGACUACCACAGUGAUGGCAAGGAUGUAUUCCACCCUGAAAGAGGGGAAAACGGGCGCAGAAGGCAAGAGCAGUCCUCUUCUUCUUCAUCAUCCCCCCACCCCUGCUACAAACUGAAGUUACUAACUACCUGUGAUGAAGGUAGUGAUCCAAUGGUAGGAAUCAACGCAACGCAAACUUGUACAUCAAAAAAAAACAAGUUCCUCUUUAGACAGUUCAAUGAGUACUAUAUAAACGAAGAAAUUAUUGCCAUCCUAUAUAAAAAACGAAAUUCUAAUUUCCAUGGUUUUUUUGAGCAAACACAGAAGAGCAACAUUAUUAAGGAUUUAUACAUGGACAGAAUUAGGCAUGGAAGCGUUAAUCGUCUGGGAUCGAAGAGUGAGCAGAACACGAUGAGGAUCGGUUAUGGUGGAAACUUUGAUCCCUUUCAUGGGACCAUGAAUGGGUCCUUGAGGGGCGACUAUGGGGAACAGGCCCCUUACUACGGGGGAGGUUCCCCUGCAGUGAAUACAGGUGGGGUUAAUAUUCUUGGCGGGGCUAAUAGCCUUGGCGGGGCUAAUAGCCUUGGCGUGGGUAACAAUCUUGGCGUGGGUAACAAUCUUGGUGGGGGCAACAAUCUUGGGGGGGUUGGAAAUGCUAGCGGAAUUAGUGGUCUUGGUGUGGGUGGGCCAAACUACUACGACAGAGCCUUCCUUACGAACAACAACAGAUUCCCCUUUAAGGACGACGGAGGAGACCACCCCCGAAGGAGGCCCAUCAUCCCUGAGCAGGCACCGGGACGCCUGGAAAGCAUUCCCCCGUUCUUCCUAAAUGAAAAUACGGUAAGUGAGUACCAGGAUUACUACGACCUUAUCAUAAUUACGAAAAAGCGAAUCUACUACAUUAGCCAAAAUAGCCGCACGCAAAUGGUGGAGAAGAUGGUGAAUCAUUUUGUAACGCAUAAAGUAACAUCUCAAGAUAGGAACAUUAGAUGUGUACUUCUGAAUGAAAUGCGCAUGAGGGGUGAGUGCAGUGGGAAUGAACCAAGUGGAUAUGAACCCGUUGGGGCCAAAUUGGAUGAAGACACAUUUGUAGGAAGAUCUCCACGAACGAUAGGGACACCUGCCGGAUAUAUGGCGGGGUAUACAGCUGCGACGGUUGGCACCCAUGGAGAUAGCCCUCCCUCCGUGUUGAGCGAUCCUAGUCAUCACGAAAUGGCCUACCACUACUACGUAAACCAAAUUAUUAAAAUGGCGUCGAGGGAUGAGUUCUUGUAUGUAAUCUGGUCCAUGUUGUUAAACCACGUAUACAAACACGAAAUAAUGUGCUUUAACAACGUUAAAGGUAAUGGGGGUAGGAAGAUGCUUCAAGGGAGGAGCCAUGGGUAUGAGCAUAACUAUGGAGAAGAAAGCGAUAAACAUGAGGAUGGGUGGUACUACCGCCAUGGAGACAAUUCAAUGCAGGGUGUAUACAGGAAAGCUUACGGACAGAUGAGUGGACGAGGAGAUUAUUACGGAUAUCCUUCUUCUUUUCCAAAUCCGAAGGGGAAAAAGAAAGGACAAAGAACUGUUCACUUCGAAGGGGGGUUAAAUGAAAAUAUAAGAGAGGCAUCUCCAUCUUCAGAAACUGGAGGAAGAAGAAGGAGAAGGAGAAGAAGGCGUGAUCGUAGCAGAAGCAACAGUACCACAAGUAGCACCAUGGGGGAAAGUGAGUACGGAAGGAUGAAACAUACGGUACAUAGAAAAAAUGGAACCAAUCAAAUAGACUACGAUAUACUUAAUAAAAUAUAUAGGCCCACCCCCUUCAAAUUUGGUUUCUUGGAUAAGGAUGCAGACUACAUUAUAAAACAAGGGAGACUUCAAAGAGCCAUGGAGCUGGAAAUUAAAACGAGAAAAGUUAAGGGAAUAAACCAUCUGUUUGAUGAAACGAUGGAUAAUUUAGAAGGGGAAGAAGAAAGUAACAACGUUAUCCUUGGUGGUGAUGAUCGGAUGGGUGGAAGGUCCUUACGCAUGUUGAAGGGUGAACCUGUCGUGGACCCCUCCAGUGAAAAACUUCUGCAGAAUAACUCUGGAUACUACAACUUCUUCAAUGUGUGCCAGAAGAGAGCCACGAAGGAAAAGCUCCUAGAGGCGGAAAGGAACCGAAGUGGAAAUUUUGCCUUUGAAUAUCUAACGAACAAAAAUUUCGAUAUCCUUUUUUUGAAAACUGUGAACAUGUACCAUAAUUCCCUGCACGUUCUUUCGAGGGGAUUGCUUCUCCUGCUUAGUCGUCUCCUGAAACCGGUCAUGUUUAUUCAUUUGUUUUCGUAUGAGAGGUAUCGCGACACGCACUUGUUUAAGUGCGCGGGCCGGAGUGUUGGACGGAGUGGUGCCGGAAGAAGUGGUGAUGGACGACAUGGUAAUGGACGGCAUGGUGAUGGACGACAUGGUGAUGGACGACAUGGUGAUGGACGACAUGGUGACGACCAUCAUGCUGAUGGACGAACAGGAGGAGGUCCUUGGAAAAUCAGGAAAGUAAUGCGAACGGCUCGGGGGGGCAGAGAAGACGGAAACGUGGGCAUUUCAGUUAUUUCGAAAGAGAGGAAUGAUGAGGAAGAGGAGAUAUUUUACAGCAUGAAAGAUUUCUGCAUUAUCCGAAUGAAUGAUGAAGAAAUAUACGCGAAGAAGAAGAGGAAGAGAAGUUGGUACGAAGCCAACGAAGAUGUGUACAUACUGACCGGCAAUGUUCCUUUAGACUGUUGUUUGAACUUGAUAGAAAAAUUGAAGUGUCUUAAUCUAUGUGUCAGUAUCAUCCUUACCACUUUGUUGAAAAAGAAGAAGGAUUUCCUAGAAAAAAUUAAAGAACUAAACGAUCCAUCCAUUGCAAACGUUUACACUGACUACACGGUUCUAAUGACUAACGAAGUAAAUGAGUUCUAUGCUAUUUUGAACUUUAUAAACUUUAGCAUAGAAUACCUGCUCAUCUAUUCUAUCCUCAUAUGUGAUUAUUACAAGAACAAGACAAUAAUGAGAAAAAAGAAUAUUGGAACGAAUCAAAAUUUCCUCUACCUACCUAGUACUCUCUUCGACCUACUCAUCAAGUGCAAUUUCAUGAAAACUUAUUUGAGCAAAACGUACAGAGAUAUUCUGAAGCAGUGCCUCUUUAACAUUAUCAAGUCCGGAAAAUACAUCCCCGUGGAUUUUUUCCAAGGGUAUAUAAUACACAAGAAUGAAUUUCUAGCUCUCUUUCUGAUUAAGAAAAUUGAAGAGGAGGUUUACAUGAAGAAGAAAAUGAAAAUAAAGAACGACUAUGGAAUUUUUCGUGGUUCCGGAGGAUCUGGUGCGCGUGGAUUCGGCGUAGGAAUUCCCAACGGAGACGGCCAUAAUGUGGAAAACAUUCUCGGUGCUGGAAGCGGUGUUGUAAGAGAGAGCUCUGCGCUGGAGAAAUUUGAUGAUCUCCUCGCUUCGGAGAAGAGGGCAGAACAUUUCAUACACGAGAAUUUGAAGGAUGCCCUCAUCAGCAUCAAUAUCUUCAAACUUAUUAUUCUCCUUUACAAAGCAGACUACUACCGGUGCGCGAGCACACUCAUCAGUCUAUACAUAGAUGCGUAUAACAAGAAGUUGCAGAUGGAGGGAGGGAAAAAAGGAAAAAGGGAAAAAUUUAUUGAAAAAAAAAACACCUCCUGGUUAACACAUGAAAUUUUGUUUUGUCAUCCAAAUGAGGAAAGGGGAUCCACGAGAAAAAGAGGAGUGUCAGUCUUGAUGAACAACAUGGACGUGGAAUAUACAUAUGACUAUUUUGUUCUUUUCGAAAAUUGUUUCUUCCCGAUUGAAAAAAUUAUACACGUAAAUUAUACAAAAUAUCUACUCAAAAAUAAUGAAAAAAAAAAAAAAAAAAUUAAAACAUUCUUGACAACCCUUUUAGAAUAUUCCAGCGACAUCAAUUUGCACUUCUUUAUUUUUAAUCUCAUUUUAUACAAAUGCGAUAAUCAGUUCCCUUGUCCCAUUUCGGAGUUGAGAAUAUCCCCUCACCUUUACUACUUCAUCAAGCUGAACGAUAGGAAUAUACCAGAUGCUUAUGUGUAUUACUUUUCGGAGAGGAAAUACCAGGACAUGGUCAUUUUUUACGCAAGGCAAAGUUUUUCUGCGUGGGGGGAACCGCACCCGGCAAAACCGACCCUGAGAGAACUUUAUCAGACCAAGGUGCAGGGAAGUGACUAUGUGGAGGGAAAACCAAGGGAGGAAUCAGAGAAGAAAACAACGAAGACAACGAGGGAGGAAAAUGUCCACAGGGGGAGUCACCUGUUAGGAAAGAAAGGCACUAUUCUGGGUGAGAAGGAUAAGUGCACAUCUGUCAAGGGGGAUCCGCUGAGGGUGGGUUCCACCCCCCUGGAGAAGAACCUGCACCAGGGAGACUCGCGUGACAGACAUGACAGAAGGGAAUUCACAACUAAUGAGGAUGUAGAGAUGGAAGUUAACAUAGACUACGACCUACAUACCAACGAACUACUAGCCGAAUUGGCUCACAACAACUAUAUAUAUGAAAACACCUUCAUCGGAAACAGCUACCUGAUGUCAAAUCCCAUGUACACACAUGAAACGAGAGAAAUUUUUGGUAGUAUUUAUAAGUAUCUGUACUCCAUCUUGUCGUACCCCAGUUUAAAAAAGAGAAUCGAGUUUGUGGAAUGUUGCAUGAGAGCAAAAAUAUUUAUCAUUGAGUCUAGCGCAAGAAGUUUGAAGGGAACGGGUUUGCACAAGAAUACCUUCCUAAAUGAAUAUCUGGAUGUGCAUGCGCGUGGUGGCAGUUUAUCCCAAGGAGGAAAAACGCAAGGGAAUGGGGUGGAUGAUAGGGGAAAUGAACGAGCAAAGAAGAACAAGGCUUUACAUGACUUACUAAACACGAGCGUCACCUUGAAAAAGGAAGUUAUAAAAAAUUAUUAUGCAAUUGACAAGGGAAUAAAAUACGACCCAACCUUUGAGAACACCCUAAAGGAGCUGAUCAGUCAAAACAAUUGUUUUUUCAAGCCGAAGGAAGAUUAUCUACAAAAACAGAGCUCAUAUUUUCUCCAUCUGAAGGAGAUAAAGAAAUGCAGAACCGCACUAAAUUAUCAGAAGUUGCUUUUUCACGAAAUUAUAAACUUGUUCGUUUUUUAUGUGUACAAAUUUUGCAAUUGGGAUGUGGUGAAAAAUUAUUUCUCCGUUCUGAUGGUCGGAAGGACAGCAGAUAUAUUGCAAAUAUUAAUACAUUUAGAAAAUAUAAAUAAGGAAGAAAUUGAUAUUGUGAAAAAAUCUUUCUCUAACAUGUAUGAAUAUCUCUCGAAAAGUAAAUUUGAACAUAUAGAUGAUGUCAUUACGGAUUACAAUUAUAAAAUAAGUAAUAACCUGAACGGCAAGGUAAAUUUGGUACGCAUUGUAGAUAUCAUCGACACGUUCAAGGAGUACCUAUUUACAAUACAAAAAUGUAUUCAUUCGAAAGAGGAAUUGAAGGAGAAGAUAUUCUUUAGCAGUAAGUUCCUUUUUCAAAAUUUUUUACCAUCCUUUAACCUGCUAAAGUUAAUAAUUUUGUGCGAUAAGAAAAAGGAAAAAAUAAAAAAUAUGAACACGAAUUGUUUUUCGACAGUCAAUCACAUGAUCAAGAAUGACGCAUCCAAAUGUAGUUCCCGUAAUUUUGCAAAAUAUUCUUUUUACUUCGAGAGGUUACUUGACUUUGCCUUUUCCCUAUCCAUAACAUUUGAGAAUAUCAACUUCGUAAUAAAUUACAUUGGGGAUGUCAUUAAGUUGAAUGAUGUGAAAUUUAAAAAUUGUCUUUAUCUCCUCGUUACGGUGAAAUUACACAAGUUCAUGAAUAAUUUGUUUGAAAUGCAAAAGGUUAGAAGUCUCAUGAAGAACAAGGUGGAAUUGCUACGCAAGAAGCAGUAUAGUUCUGUGGGGCCAUUGCACCUCAUUUAUUUUUUGAACUGCGUUCCAUUAAUUUAUUUGGACCCCCAGAUGAACGUCAUUCUGAUUAAUGAAUCGUAUGAAUAUACAAUGAACCAGGACAGAAUUAUUUUCUCCAAACUUUCUCCGUUUUCUCUGGUUUCCAAGGCUGUGAAUCACAAACUGAGGAGCGUUUACUCUUACCACGACUACACGGAUAAUUACAAUGGGGAGGGCCAAGCCGACGACCACUGCGGAGGGGAGGAGGAUGGAAACGAUGCAGAUGAGACAGACCGCACCAAGGACGCCAAGAGCAUGACCUCCGCGGAAGAUUUCCUCGCGAAGAAGAUCAAGGGCAAUAGCGCAGCCAUCGACCGCAAUGACCGGAAGGCUCUCUAUCACCUGUACAAUGUCAAUUAUUGCCUUAACGAAAAUGACUAUGGUCACAACGUGCGGGGAGCUUCCAACGGUGGAAAGGGUACCUCUACCUCAGCUCCACCAGCACCGGAACUCAUCGUCUUAACGUACAAGAACUACUGCUCCUACAUCGUGUGGAUUGCCAACCUUCUCCUGAACCACAAAAUUGAGUACAAGGCGUUGAUCAAUGUGUACCUGAACAUACAGAGCAACAUUAAACACCAGAAAGCAUCCCAAAUGGAAGAGCACGAAAUUGCGAUCAUACUUUACUACCUCUUCACUAUGUGGAUUAAUGGAGAUAAGAACAACUGUUCUUUCUUUUUUUACAAUGAGGAAAAGAGUUUUAACGAGCAGAACAACAUUGGGUGUUUCUUGAAGGACAAAAAUGGGCAGAUCGAAUAUAUAAACAACUGCUCCCUCAUCACCUUGUUGAAGGAACUCUUGUCGAGGGCGGAGUUUUAUUUCGAGUAUACAUCAGAUGCCUCUUCCAGGAAUUACGAUAUCAGCUGUAUCAUUUUGGAUCCCUCCAUAUGUGACACCGAGAAGGUGAAUAAAUCAUCCGUUGAUAUUUUGAAAAAAUUUUUCGACAGUAUUUACAUCACCUUUAAUGAGGUUAUGGCAAAGAUGCCCGUACUUAAUCACAUCGUGGAGUUCCAAGCUAUCCAGGCCUUCCUCAAACGCUUCAAGGUCUACUUGGAGGAAAUUGCCUGCAGGAUCACGCUGAGCGAGGGCCCCUUCCUCUGA
Messenger RNA from Plasmodium knowlesi strain H, 11256 nucleotides. Its product is annotated as conserved Plasmodium protein, unknown function. NCBI's taxonomy places the organism in Eukaryota, Apicomplexa, Aconoidasida, Haemosporida, Plasmodiidae. The record is from RefSeq and is a predicted model, not a curated record. The transcript has a single exon. The coding region runs from base 1 to 11256 and encodes 3751 amino acids.